Molecule: messenger RNA, 1644 nt
Organism: Fusarium venenatum
Lineage: Eukaryota; Fungi; Ascomycota; Sordariomycetes; Hypocreales; Nectriaceae
Product: pseudouridine synthase
Biological process (GO): mRNA pseudouridine synthesis; tRNA pseudouridine synthesis
Cellular component (GO): nucleus; cytoplasm
Molecular function (GO): RNA binding; pseudouridine synthase activity
Source: RefSeq, a predicted model, not a curated record
AUGUCUGGCGAGUCUAAUUAUCAGUCAUGGACCAAAAACGGUCUUAUCCAAAAAGUCAAGGAACUUGAAGCACAACUCAGAAGUCGACCUGCUCAAGAGCAAAAGACCGAAAAUGUGGUUCAGUUUCAGAAUGAAGAGGCAGGGGAUCCCAAAAAGUCAACGAAACCAAAGGUGAAGAGAAAGAUGGACCCCAGCAAGUACUCGACACGAUAUAUUGCAUUGAAACUUGCAUAUCUCGGCAAGAACUAUGGUGGCUUUGAGUUCCAAGCCAUGGCCAACGCUCCAUCUAUCGAAGAGGAGCUGUGGAAUGCUCUUACAAAAGCAUGCCUCAUCUUUCCAGAAGACGAACGUGUCGUUGACUUUGAGUGCUGCGAGUAUUCAAAGUGUGGUCGCACGGAUAAAGGUGUUAGUGCUUUUGGCCAGGUCAUUGGCCUUCGAGUGCGAAGUGCCAGACCCGUACCCAAAAAGCGAAGACGCGUGAGUGAAGCUGGCGAGGCAAUGGUUGUCGAUGAACAAUCUGGAGAGAACGCAGAAGAAGAGAUGGAAGAUGAUACACCACCUUUUGACCAUAUCAAGGAUGAGCUCCAAUACCCUCGUCUUCUCAACCGUGUUUUACCUCCCGAUAUUCGCAUUCUCGCCUGGUGCCCCUCACCACCACCAGACUUCUCUGCUCGUUUCUCCUGCCGGGAGCGUCAAUACAGAUACUUCUUCACACAGCCCGCCUUCACCCCUGAGCCAAGUGCUGGUGGAGCAAGGAAUGGCUGGCUUGAUAUUGAGGCGAUGCGCGAAGCAGCCAAGCGCUACGAGGGCGAGCAUGAUUUCCGCAACUUCUGCAAGAUCGAUCCUGGCAAGCAGAUCACAAACUUUGUGCGCACCAUCUACGAGGCCGACAUCGAGGAGGUUCGGGAUGUGAGCUCUGCUUUGCCCUAUCUUUCUGGCCCGCAAUUUGCUCCCGCCGAAGGGUUGCCCACUGAUGGCGUCAACUAUCCCAAGGUGUACUGUUUCAAGGUUCGAGGUUCCGCCUUUUUGUGGCACCAGAUUCGACAUAUGGUCGCCGUUCUCUUCCUGGCCGGCCAGCGACUUGAGAAGCCUAAUGUCGUAACAACCAUGCUUGACGUAACAAACAACCCAUGCAAGCCCAACUAUGUGAUGGCCGAUGAAGUGCCCUUGGUGCUUUGGGAUUGUAUCUUUCCUGGUGAAGACAACAUCCCGGCUGAUCCAGCGGCUGAGAAGACUGAUGGUCUCGACUGGGUGUAUUUGGCCGAUGAUCCUGCCCUGAGCAAGUCUGGACCCUUUGGCGUCAUGGAUGGUAUGUGGGCGUAUUGGCGAGAGCGCAAGCUAGAUGAGCUGCUCUCGAACCAGCUCCUGCAAAUGGUCUCGACACAGCGCAGCAAGGAUCCCUCACGCCAGGUCACGCGCCCUGAGCCCACCGGGAAGCAGGCUAACAGCGUAGUUGUCUACGAGGGCGGCAACGUUGGGCGCAUGGGCGGUCGCUAUGUGCCGAUGAUGAAGAAAGAUAAGUUGCAGUCUCCUGAAGAACAAAACGAGCGAUAUGCUAUCAGAAAGGGGUAUGCUAGCUCGGAAGAUAUGAGAACACAAAAGGGAAUGGGAAAGCGAAAGGCAGAUGAGGCCAUGAACGAAUAG